ACGAAUUUUUGGUCAGGGCUUACACAUCUCCAUUUUCUCACCUUUUCCUUGCACCCAAACAUCUUCUAUUCCUCAAAGUCUCAAUCUCCCAUCUACUUAUAGAUUCCAAUUCCUGCAUCUUUGACUUCACUUGUUAAUUCUCCAAUUUUCUUGGGCAACCGCCAGCUGUGUUUGUUGAAAUUCCUCAGUGGAAAGUGGUUGCCCUUCCACCUUGCUUCAUUGAAUUACAAGGUUGGGCAUUGAAUUUGGGAAUAGUUUUGAUCUGGGUUUUGAUUGGAAGUGUGAGGGGAGGAUGGCGGGAGCUUUAUCUGUUGUGGGUUCAUCGAUUUUCGAUCCGAAAACUUGUCCAUGUUUGUGCCUGGAUGCACUGCCUUCAAGCAAUAUGAGUGUCAAGGCUGGAGCUGGGGACUUGGUUUGGCAGAGGAAUUCAGUGGGAAAAAAGCGGUUGUCGCGGCCGGGGACGGUGGAGAUGGGGAGUUCCUUUGUUGAUUCUUGGCAUGAGUGGAGGCUUGAAGCCAAAGUGCUUUCUAGUAUUGUUAAUAAGGGUUCAAGGAGGCAGCACAAGGCCAGGAGGCUGCUUGUUGUCAGUGAGGUGGCUGGACAGUAUGAAGAUAGUUUUGAGGAUGUUAAAACGCAAAUACUCAAUUACUUCACAUACAAAGCCGUGAGGACUGUUAUGCACCAGCUUUAUGAGAUGAAUCCAACACAAUACAGAUGGUUAUACGAUUUCGUUGCGGCAAACAAGCCUGGAGAGGGGAAGCGUUUCAUCCGCAUUCUUGUGAAGGAGAAGCAGGAGCUCGCUGAGAGAGUGAUGGUUACACGUCUUCAUUUGUAUGGAAAAUGGAUUAAGAAAUGCAACCAUGCUGAAAUAUACAAGGAGAUAUCGGAUGAAAACUUGGAGUUGAUGCGGGAACGACUCAUGGAAACAGUGAAAUGGCCGUCGGACGACACAAACACAGAGAAAAUUGGGUGAAAAUUUGGAAAUUGUCAUGGGCUUGAUUUUUAUUGUCUCGUCUUUUCAGCAGCCCUUGUUCUUAGUCUAGGUAUAGAAGCAGUCAGAAAGACUCUCAUUUAUAUUAUUUGCCACCCAACUAAUAAGAAAUGCCUCAUCGUAUUAUGGACAAUGUAUACAUGAAUAUAUACCAUCCCAUUGAAUAUUGCUGGAUCAGCUAACUUCAA
Vitis riparia (riverbank grape) is the source of this 1179-nucleotide messenger RNA. Its product is annotated as chaperonin-like RbcX protein 2, chloroplastic. NCBI's taxonomy places the organism in Eukaryota, Viridiplantae, Streptophyta, Magnoliopsida, Vitales, Vitaceae. The coding region runs from base 293 to 973 and encodes 226 amino acids. The transcript is spliced from 5 exons. The record is from RefSeq and is a predicted model, not a curated record. Gene Ontology annotation, molecular function: protein folding chaperone. Gene Ontology annotation, biological process: ribulose bisphosphate carboxylase complex assembly.